GUUCUUGCCCUGGGCGACCCUUGUGGCAAGACGAAGCCCAAAUACCAAGAGCCACGCUUGGACUGUCUGAGAGGCGAGGCCCAAGAGGAGGACUGGUUCUUCGAAGUGGACCGCACGCCCAGCCCCCCAGUCGCCCGCACAGACAAAGACGUCGACGACGACGCCAAUACGUCCACCAGCGACAACAGCGCUCAGGGCAAGGCCCCAGUCGGUCGAAAGACCCUGGGAGGGCCGAACCACCCCAGCAAAGACGAAAUGACGCGCAAGGAAGACGACACCGGCAAGGACGAAGCACAAGAGGACAACGACAACGACGAUGACAAAGGCACCCACACACAGCCUUUGUCCCAAUGGCGCUACGGCGUCGACCCAUACACCGCCAUCAACGAAAAAUGGCACUUUUCACGCUUCAAGGUCUACAAUGCGGCGUUGCCACCGAUGCACACCAUCUUCGGAGACGACAUCAAGGACGGCCAAAUCCAGGGACUGGAACUACGUCGCUGUGAAAAAUGCGGCAUCAACAGAGAUUUGGUCCCACUCGGGUUACCAUACCUCAUAGACGGCACGUACGCAGAGGCGUACGAGACGGUCAUUCUCUGUGGUGAAGAUGCCCUUGAUCACGACUUCGGAUGCGACAUGGAUGCGCUUCUGGAGCACAACAAGUCGAAACGCAACAAGAAAAUGACGCCUCCAUGGAAGCGCGAGCGCAAAACCAUCGAUGCAUUCCACAAGGCGUACCCACAGAAGGAAUUACGCAUUUGGCUGAGAGCGUCGGAGUUCACCGCCGACCUCGAUCACCUUCGAACAUGGCCAGUCGAAAUUGAUCUGUGUUCAAUCAAUCAAGACUUCGAAUUUUUCGACGCGGAGCAAGCGCUCCUCAACGUCGAAGACGACACCAUUCGAGAAGCCGUUGGGCAAUUCCACGACGAUUGCGGUCUGCUACGCAACGACAUUGUUGGCUUCGCCGACGACAUCAUCCCACACGACUACAAGAACGCAGACAUCUUGACAGCCAACGCGCGCUUUUUCGUGGGACGCAUGGAUUGUCGACGCGACUGGGCGCCCGCAACGGAAGCACUAGCGAAAGCCGCCAAGAAGGGCAAGAAGAAGGUCGACGCCACGCCCAUCUCGACGACGCCAGGCGCAAAGAAAGUGACGCCCAAGGACACCUUCUUGAGCUACGGCAAAACUUCAACCACAGCCGACAAACCCACUACCAGGCUGGCCAAGGUCGACGCAGCCAUCAAAGCAGCAGAAAUGGAAGAAGUCGCCCCGACGCCUCGACCGGCCUCACAACCGCGCCUCAUCCUGAACAAGGACGACAGGGCCUUGUUCGACGUCUACACCAUGCGUCCAGUGUUUGAUGACGACUUGACAAACGAAGCCAUCCUGUUUUUCCGUCGACAAUGGCAACGCGAUCAGCCAAUGGAGAUGGCCCUGCCGCUCUUGAACAUUACGACUCCGACGAGCCCGUCACCACGUCUCAUCACGAAUCAAGGCGACCGAGCAUUGUUUGAGCGUUACACACGACGCCCACUCCUGGACGACGACAUCUGCAACGAGUUCAUCCUUCUCUGCCGACGCCAAUACGACCCGCAAGCUACAACGUCCCCAGUCGUGACGUCCACCACACCCGCCCCGACGACCGCCGCCGCCACCAAGACAGCAGGCAGGACGCCGGCCACGACGGCGACAAAGACCGGUAAAGACGCCAUCAUGAACACAUGGUUGAGGACGCCUGAGAAGACCACACCAGCAGCCCCAACGUCGACGCCGGCACCACCGACCACGACACCAGCCGCACCGUCGACGCCACCACGCGCUCCGACAACACCACCGACUCCGACACCAGCGGCACCUCAACCGUCACCACCACCCAAGCCGAACCGUGGCGCCGGCUGUGGACGUGGACGCCACUACAGCCGCGCCAUCACGCCGCUCCACACGCGUUACGAAGAACACCAACAAGACGAACUGAAGGAUGGAUGGCGUCCUGUGAUGAGUUCCCUGUUUUGACGACUGUUUGUUUUGUGACGACCUACGAAUUGUGGUUUCGUGCCUUGUUGUGCACCUCGCGUUUGUUUGAGUCACUACGACCAUAAUCCCUUCACGACGAGGACGUCGCCCUUCGCCCCGCCGAGGGGGGGACCUGUUACGGUACCCUCCAAGGAGGACGAAGGGUCGUCGACCUCGUCACCGCCGGCUGCACUUGCCCGCAACUACGACUGUCCAAGGCGACUUGGACAGUCGUAGCUGCUGUAACCGGCGGAGUCAGACACGACAUGUUAUUUCGAAGUGCACAGUAGUUAGUUAUUGAAUCAACCUUUUCAC
Messenger RNA from Dissoconium aciculare CBS 342.82, 2331 nucleotides. RefSeq lists its product as uncharacterized. Lineage: Eukaryota; Fungi; Ascomycota; Dothideomycetes; Mycosphaerellales; Dissoconiaceae. The record is from RefSeq and is a predicted model, not a curated record. The transcript has 16 exons. The annotation marks the transcript as partial.